CGCAAGCGCAGCGGCAAGGGCACGAUGAUCCAGGGCCCGGAGACGUCCGAGGGCGACUGGGCCGACGACAAGCUCCACGGCGCCGGCGAGAUCGCCUUCGCGACGGGCGCCAAGUACGUGGGCGCGUUCGCCGGCGGCAAAUUCGACGGCGAGGGCGAGUACGCGUGGCCGGACGGCGCGAAAUACGUCGGCGGCUGGCGCGACAACAAGAUGCACGGCAUGGGCUGCUACACGGACACGGACAAGGUCAACUGGAAGGGCCAGUUCCACAACGGC
This is a messenger RNA of Aureococcus anophagefferens, 276 nucleotides long. RefSeq lists its product as hypothetical. NCBI's taxonomy places the organism in Eukaryota, Pelagophyceae, Pelagomonadales, Pelagomonadaceae. The record is from RefSeq and is a predicted model, not a curated record. The transcript has a single exon. The annotation marks the transcript as partial.